Messenger RNA from Paramuricea clavata, 897 nucleotides. Lineage: Eukaryota; Metazoa; Cnidaria; Anthozoa; Malacalcyonacea; Plexauridae. The record is from the annotation of a GenBank genome assembly.
AUGGCUUCAGCACAGCAACAGCAAGAUCUAAAGCUCUUCUUCGAAUAUCAAGGAGUUGCGGAAAACGACGUAAAUCGACUACAUUACAUUCAAAAGUUUACAGAUUUCCAAUUUUUUAGACUAGCUAACCCCGCAUACUCGUCGUUCGACAGAGCCUACAUCAAGUGGUUACAACAACCGAUUUAUCAAACAAUGGAAAGCAGCACAAUUAUUACAACACCACCGCCACAAACCUUUUUCAACGCGUUACAACAACCACCACCGUACACGUCACCGCCUGUCCUGAACAAUGUGAACGAAUACUAUAAUAACGAUCUAUUAAAUAUCAUGAACCCGAUAAACCCAAAUACUCUAUACCCCAACAACGAAGCAGAAUAUCUACUGAAUGAAACAACGUCAACCGAAGUACUAGAAUCAAGUAGCGAUAAUCAAUCUCCCGCAACAUCCCCCGCACCUAUACAACCACCCGCGACCCCCGUGAAAAAUAAACCCCUAACGCCUAUGGGUAAAAACAUAAACAAUUUAAAAAAAAGUUUAAAACAAAAAGCAUCGUCCGCGCCUAAAAGUGGAAGACCAAAUAAACACGUGCAUCUCACAAGGAUUGAAAACGAUCAAGCAGACGAGGAGAAAAUCAGCUCACAAGACGUAAUUCUCUACGCAUUGGAUGGUACAGAGAAAAUACGAAAAACAAUUUUAACUACUAGCAACGAAACUCUUGAAACCUACAACAUAAAACACUAUCAAUGCUACAUAUACCUAGGCGAUAAACGCGAACAUGCAUUGGAGAAAAUUAAAACACAAAAAGACAAACUAGAAAAACUUUGCUAUCUUGAAAAAUUCACGAUCGAAGCGUUAAAAAAUCGUAAAAGUAGAAAACUCGAAAAAAAUGUUUUGUAA